AAGGUACUAAGGCAUUUUUCGGGAUAAAUUGAAUAAAACGAACCUUUCGCGUGAAAUUCGCGCAACCGUCUUGUUAACGGGUUACCAAGGAAUCCGACAACACGACGUUCUAGUUUCAUUUGGUUGAUAUCGCGCGUGUAAUUUGUGUUUUCUUAGUGGGCGGUUUUGCUACGGUUUAGCUUAGUUUUAUCCUGAUAUUUUAACAUAUACAUUUUCGCCGGACGAAAAAUCAACAUGUUCGAAAAGGUGGCUGGUAACCACAGUGCCAUAUAUGAAGCUUACUACAACUAUGUUGAUCCAAAUGGUUAUGGCACUAUCGGGGCAAUGGAAGCUGCUCGAUUUCUUAAAAGAUCCGGUUUAAGUGAUGUUGUUUUAUCGAGAGUUUGGGAUCUCUCUGAUCCUGGUGGAAGAGGUUGUCUUGAUAGAACUGGAAUGUUUGUGGCCCUUAAACUUGUUGCAUUAGCACAACAAGGAAGAGAUAUUAAUCUUGCAAAUUUAGGGAUCGAUACACCUCCACCAAAAAUGGGUGAUAUUCCAACAAUUAAACCUGUUAAACCACCGCCACCAACAAAUACACCUUUAAUAACAUCCUUGCCACCAACAGCCGUAGAUUGGACAAUAAAACCAGCAGAAAGGGAAAAAUAUGAAAAUUUAUUUGAAAGUUUACAACCAAUGAAUGGUUUGAUAGCAGGAAAUAAGGUAAAAGGAGUGUUAAUGGAUUCAAAAUUACCAUUAGAAACAUUAGGCAAAAUUUGGGAUUUAGCAGAUCAAGAUAAAGAUGGUUCAUUAGACAGAAACGAAUUUGUUGCUGCAAUGCAUUUAGUUUAUAAAGCAUUGGAAAAAUAUGCGAUACCCAAUACUUUACCUCCCGAAUUAAUGCCAUCAACAAAAAGGAAAAAUUCCACCCCGUUAGGUCAAAAUAUGUUAAAUCGCGGAAUGGAUGGUGUUAAACCGGAAGUUCCACAACAGCCAGCCCCACUUAUAUCAAAUAUCGCAAAACCAGUUCAACCCGUACAACCGACAAUGAAUUGGGUGGUUACGCCAGAAGAACGAAGCAAAUCUGAUGCGUUGUUUAUAAAAAGCGAUAUUGAUAAAGAUGGUUUUGUUUCGGGACAGGAAAUUAAAGACGUUUUUUUGCAAUCUGGGGUUCCUCCGCCUGUUCUUGCUCAUAUUUGGGCACUUUGUGAUAUAAAACAAUGUGGAAAAUUAAAUAACGAACAAUUCGCUUUGGCAAUGUGGUUCGUGGCGCGUUGUUUAAAUGGAAUAGAACCACCAGCAACAUUAACCCCCGAAAUGGUACCUCCAACAUUUCGAACGAAAUCCGCAGAUGGUCUUGUGGAGAAUAACAACACUAGAUAUUCAAAUCCCGAAUUAGAUAUGAUUAGUAAAGAUAUAGAGGAGUUGUCGCGAGAAAAACUCAGUUUAGAAACGGACAUAGCCCAACGCGAAGCGGACAUAAAAAUAAAAAGUGGCGAAAUAAAAAGUUUACAAAGCGAAUUGGAUACUCUUGCGGCGACGUUUAAACAAUUAGAAAAUCAAAAAGGUGAAGCCCAAAAACGACUCAAUGAUUUAAAGGCGCAGAAAUCAACGAUAGACAUUGAAUUAGAGGAAGUGGAUAAACAAAUAGCCGAUCAAAAGACGACGGUUGAGAAAUUAAGAUCGCAAGCUGCUGAACAAGCGGAAGUAAUAUCGGCACAAGAAACGGAAUUAUCCUGUAAAAAGGAACAAUUGGAAGGUUUAAAACGAGAAGAACAAAGAUUGGAACAACUCAAAACGGAUUAUACGAAAAAAUUGGAUAAAUUAACAAAUAGUUUGCAAGAUACACAAUUAACAAUUAGUCAAGCUAAAAAUAUGAUUUCACAACUCGAAGAACAAACUAGACAGAUGAAUGAUGCGAUUGUCGCUUGCGACUCGGCAAUUAGUACUGGAGAUUUGAGUUCUGUAUCUGAUAGUGUUCUCAGGAUAACGCCAGAUUUUCGCGACGAGCAAUAUAAACGACUUAGCACUUCAGAAGAUACAAAAAUGCAGAAUGGGUUUGGUGGUAGUCAGGAUGAUGAUCCAUUCAGUAAUAUUUCAGGUACGAAUGUUGCUUCAUCAGGAUUCCAAGAAGAUCCAUUUAAAAGCGACCCCUUUAAAAGUAAUACAGAUGCCUUUGCACCAAGUGAUCCCUUUAAAGCUACGUUUGCAAAUACGACAAAUAAUGAUGGAUUUUCAUCAGAUCCUUUCGGUUCUUCCUUCGCUAGUAAUAGUAAUAAAUCGGAUCCUUUUAAUGUUUUUGGCGACAAAAACAACCCCUGUUGCACAACUCAACCGGAAUCUGAUAAAGAUCCGUUUGGUUGCGAUCCAUUCGCGGUGCUUCACGCACCAACCCGUGACGGUGCUCCACCAGGACGACCAAGUAGCCCAAGUCCGGCUUUACCCCCAAAGAAAAGUAAACAACCACCACCUCGACCUGCACCUCCUCGACCGAUGCAACCCCCCAACUUUAACAAACCAAAUCAACCGGAUCCGUUCUGUGCUACGCAAGCAAACGAUCCGUUUUCGUCUUCGAGCGGAGGUUUCGAGGGGUUCGCCGAUUUUGAUUCAAAAUUCUCUAACAAGCCACAGCAAGCGCCACAGCCUUCAACAGCAACAACAUCAACAAACAAGUCGAAUCUUGACUUCACUGACGACCCUUUCCGGAACUACAGGUACGAGGAUCCGUUCAACAUCACAUUCGACGACGAGGCGCAAUCCGCCGUCGCAGACGCUCCACGUCCCCGUGAACAACAACGAGUUGACCCGUUUGGACUACCGCCACCAACGACAUCAACAGCAGCAUCCGCCUCCACCGCCAAUGACUUCGAUCCGUUUGGUUUGCAAGGAGGACGUCAAUCGGUACCGCUUCCUGAAAUACCUGGAUCUACGAAUGCUGUUGAAUCUGCUGGAGGAAGAAAAUCGGUUCCGCUCGGUAAAGAUCCCGUUCCGCCGGAAGAUGAACAACUUGCUUGGGCCGCGAAAGAAAGCUUAAAAUUGGAAGAGGCAAGAAAACUUCGGCAAAAACAAGAGGAGGCUGAGUUAGAAUUAGCGAUAAAAUUAAGUAAAACUGAAAAUAAAUAAUUAUGAUUAUUGAUAAAACAGGAGAAUGAUGUUUAUUAAUUCGGUUGUUUAAGAAUGAUAGAUUUUUUGGAGGGGUUGGUUAAAUUUCUAAAAAGAAAUUGUAUUUUUUUCAUUUUUAAUCCAAUCCCUUUAGAAUUUUUAGAUUUUUAAUAUAAUGAAGAUAUAAAGUAACGAAAAUAUGUUAUUUGUAUGUGUAUAUUCGACUGAGGCAUUUUGUUGUUAAAAUCAUUUCCUUUUUUUCUAUGAAGUUUUAAUAAAAUAAACGGAACAAAAUGGAAUAAUAAUUAUAGAAAAGUAAAUUAAAUAAAAAUAGUAGCUUAUUAGGUGUCGUUGAAUUUUAUAAAAUGCGGUACAUAUCAUUUAUUAUUAUUUUGUUUUUUGGUUCCGUUUUUUAUUUGAGAUCAAUUAUUAUCAUUGAGGUCGUUAUUUUGCGUUGCUCAACAAUCACCUCUACCUUGUAUAGUUAAAAAAUGGGCUAAUUCAUUAAUUAACCAAUUUUCACAAUCGAUUAAUUUGCAGACUAAAUUAAUUAAAAGAAAAAUAAAAGAUUCUUUAAAAAUAAGACAAUAAAAAAAAAUGUUGGCACAAUUAUUUCAGUAACUAUAUUGUUUUAGAUAGUGUUUUAAAGUCUGUAAAUUAAUUAAUUGAAAAUGUGUAAUGAUAUAAACUUCACUAAGUGUUAAAUAAUCCAAAGAAAUACUCAAAAUGUCGUUAAUAAUUGUAUUGGGUAAAGAUUUUUCCAAGAUUUGUUCGUCGCUGUUACUAUUAUCAUUGUUAAGCUUACAAAUUUACAAUAUUACUCUUUGAAGAUCCUCUAUUAUUAAUUAUUAUUAAUGUGUUAAACGCAAAAUUCUAAACGAAAAAUAUUAAUUAAGUAUAUUAAGAUGUAAGAUGUUCAUUUUUGCCACAGAAAUGUAUAUAUAUAUGAACUAUUUCCCCUACAUAUUUAAACGUUUAUCAGGUAUUUAUUACUUCCGUUUUUUUCUUUUAGUAUGUUAUUUAUAUUUUAAAAUAAUAUAAUAGUGAUGUGUAUAUAGUUUUUUUUCUGUGUAUAUAUCUUAUUAUAAUGGUUAAAAUGAUUCUUUGUAGAAUAAAUAGCAUUUAUUUUUUAUUUUUA
Onthophagus taurus is the source of this 4216-nucleotide messenger RNA. Lineage: Eukaryota; Metazoa; Arthropoda; Insecta; Coleoptera; Scarabaeidae. The record is from RefSeq and is a predicted model, not a curated record.